AUGCAUGUUGCUCAAGCUCUCGCUCUCCUCCUGCUCUGCUCUACCCUCCUCGUCAUCGCCAUCGUCCUCGUCCUCCUCGUCACCUUCCCUUCUGUUUGUACCAUUCAGCUCCACUCCCCUACUUCACACGGACCCUCUCAAGUCGCUGCUCAGCCCCCAUGCAGCAAUGUCCAGGAGCUUGUCCUCGAUGUCCAGCUGGCUAUCCAGCAGCACCAGGCAGCAUGGCUUCUCAUGGCUUGUCACGCAGAGCGAGCGCGCUCUCGCUGCUCGUCCGACGUCGAGCACUUGCCGUGCCAGGCAGAUGCUGCGGCUCUGAAGAAGACGAUGGACAGCAAAGUGGAAGUGGACGUUCAU
This is a messenger RNA of Guillardia theta CCMP2712, 354 nucleotides long. RefSeq lists its product as hypothetical. The transcript is spliced from 2 exons. The annotation marks the transcript as partial. NCBI's taxonomy places the organism in Eukaryota, Cryptophyceae, Pyrenomonadales, Geminigeraceae. The record is from RefSeq and is a predicted model, not a curated record.